CCCAGUCAGUCGAACGCGCACCACCAUCGUGCUUCUGCGUGAUCACGCGUAGAAUAUCUCCAAUAUAUAUAUAUUUAUAUAAUUAUAUAUUCAUAUAUAUAAAUAUAUAUAUAUAUAUAUAUAUUAUAUAAAUAUAUACAUUACGUAGUAUAUAUAUUUAUAUAAUCAAUUUUUUUUUUUUUUAAUCCUAUAUAUUCGGUAGUAAUUAAAAUCUUACGAAUAAGGUUAUAUUUUCCUGCCGCGUGCCUGCAGUCCAACGUCAACUACAAAUCUAUUCGAGUACCUAUAUUGAAUCUCAUACAUUUUUAAGAUGGGAGUACAACUAAGAACGAAGACCGAAGAGAAGGCUGAGCCACUUAUUGAAAAUAACAACAAAGAAAGCACAGAGGAAUUAGAAGAAUUUAAACCAGAAGCUCCUCAAAAACGUGAAAUAUUGUGGGCCACAGCUAUAUAUUUGACCACUUGGCAUGUCUUGGCGGUUAUCUGUACCAUACUCUACUGGAAGAAUGUUAAACUGAUGACCAUUGCAUGGAGUCUUCUUGUUGGAUUUACUGGACAGUUUGGUGUAACAGCUGGUGUCCAUAGAUAUUAUACUCACAAAUCAUUCAAAGCCAAAAUCCCUUUGCAAAUUAUACUUCUUGCUUGCUAUUCAGUUGCAGGACAGUACAGAGUAACAGAUUGGGUUCAUGAUCACAGAUUGCAUCACAAAUUUAGUGAUACAGAUGGUGAUCCUCAUAAUGCUAGAAGAGGAUUGUUCUUCUCUCAUAUUGGUUGGUUGAUGCAGCGUGGACACCCAGAAGUAUUUCGUCGUAGUAAAACCAUUGAUAUGUCUGACAUCAACAAUGAUCCUUUAGUCCAAUUUCACACUAAAUAUUAUUGGUUCUUCAAAAUAACACUUUGUUUUGUUUUGCCUGUACUUGUACCUGUUUUUUGUUGGAAUGAAAGUUGGAUGGAAGCUAUUGGAAUCAGUGGUGUAUUGCGGUUUGUGAUUUUCACUAAUAUGACAUUUUCGAUCAACAGCUUUGCUCAUUUUUGGGGAUCUAAACCAUACGACACGCGCAUUUUACCUGUGCAAAACAUGGCUUUGGCUAUAUUGACUACUGGUGAAGGCUGGCACAACUAUCAUCAUGCAUUCCCUUGGGAUUAUAGAGCAGAAGAGUUUGGAGGUAACAUGACCAAUCCAACCACCUUGUUAUUGGAUAUGUUUGCUAAAAUUGGAUGGGUAUAUGACCGCAAAACACCAUCUGCGGAGCUUGUCAAACAAGUUGCUAGUAAGCAUGGCGAUGGAAGUUGGCAAGAAGUUCCAGUUGAAUGCAAUUAGAUUAUUAUCAUUACUAAUGCAUUUUUCUAAUUUAUAAGACUUCAUCAACUUUUAAAUGCCUUCAUAGAAUGUUAUUUAAUAUCUUAUAAUUAUGAAGACUAGAAUACAUCUAUGUUCACCUAUAAAUUGAUAAUUACUGAAAAUGGCAUCCAGUAUUUCAAUAGUUUUUGUUUUAUUUUAAAUUUGGUGUAAUUUUUUAGUUUUUAUUUUUGUGUGAAUAUUAGCAACGCGAUUGGGUAAAAAGUACUUGCAUCUUUACAAACAUAUUUAAAUUUACUUAUGUAUAUUAUUGCCCACUUGAUAUUUAUUUUAAGGAUAAUUUACCAUUACAAGUAUAUAUUACUGAUAGCUUUUUGAAGUAUUUAAUUAAAUAUGGUGAUUGUGGAAACAAUCAGCACAUUGUGCUAAUAAUGCUCAAACAUUAGUACCCAAUCGUGUUCAUUGCCCAAAAUUUAGAUAGGUAUUGAGUAUAAUUAUUUAUAAUAAAAAUUGGUACAUUUCA
Messenger RNA from Sipha flava (yellow sugarcane aphid), 1823 nucleotides. RefSeq names its product acyl-CoA Delta(11) desaturase-like. NCBI's taxonomy places the organism in Eukaryota, Metazoa, Arthropoda, Insecta, Hemiptera, Aphididae. The transcript is spliced from 6 exons. Gene Ontology annotation, cellular component: endoplasmic reticulum membrane. Gene Ontology annotation, molecular function: iron ion binding; stearoyl-CoA 9-desaturase activity. Bases 311 to 1321 code for a protein of 336 amino acids. Gene Ontology annotation, biological process: unsaturated fatty acid biosynthetic process. The record is from RefSeq and is a predicted model, not a curated record.